AUUGUAUUCAUAUUACGUCAUAACUAAAAAUCAAAUACAGCCUCUUAGUUUUUAUUAACAUGUAUGGUGUGGCAGAUAUUGAAUUCGGACUUACUGAUGUUUUUACUGAAAAUUUUGAAAUUAUGUAAAAUUUAAAUAUCGAACUUAAGAAUUUGGGUAAAAUUGCCAUGAAUGAUGCCAAACAGAAGAUAUGGCUAUAAAAAGGAGUAAAUUAAGCGCGGCGAAAACGUUGCCGGCGAAGAAAUUGUACAGGAUAUGUUUGGCUGCAUUUUGGGUAAUCGUUGCGUUUGCUUUCCUCCAUAACCUCUCCAUGGCUACCAUGUAUACUCUAGUCACGAAAAUUAAGAUGAAAAGCUUCAGAGAUAUGGAGGUACACGAUAACAAGUUUUUCCACGUUGAUUCUAACAACGAUUACCAAAAUAGCGAUACAUUCGUCUCUUUGAUCGACAACAGUGUUCAUAUAUACAGUGCCAUAGCUUAUAAUUCAACAGAACAAUACGUAUUUGAUUCCAUUUAUUUGAGUGGUUGGGAAAAUAGGAUGUGGUCCAGGUUUUAUAAACCAAAUUUCACGUGCUGCCUGAUCUACGGAAAGAAAAACAAUGAUAUCAUGGCUACCCGUGUUUCAGAAAGGCACAACUGGUACUACGUCGGGAAAGCAAAACUUGAAGUGAAACAAUAUGUGUGUCCGAAUGUUUUGCGCGGACAUAAUCGGGUACCAGUAGCAAUUUCGUUAGGAAUUGAUAAACAGUGUCCGAAAAAUCAUUCAAAGUAUAUAAAAAUUGAUUAUCCUCAAAGGCAAGCGGAGGGCCGGAUUGCAGUAUGUGCCAAACUUGUUUAUGAAAACAUAUCGGCCUCAGCCAUGAUAGAAUGGUUCGAGUACCAGGUAAUGAUGAACGUGAGCAAAAUCUUGUUGUAUACUAAUAACUUGAACGCAGACGCCAUGAGUGUUUUACGAUACUACAAAUCAGUUGGAAUAUGCGAAUAUCUGCCAUUCACGACACCGCCCAUAGAUGACAACGUAAGAGGUGUAGGAAUAAAGAAUUUCCAAGGCUGGAACGACGAGCAGGUGCCCGUGUAUGAUUGUCAGGGAAAAUUAUCCGGGUACACGUUUGUGGGAUUAUAUGACGUGGAUGAAUACGUAUAUGCCCCUGAAGGCCAAAGCUUAACACAUAUUCUUAAUAGUUUGAUAGAAAAUCAUCCAAAUGCAGCCGGUUUUACCUUCAAAACGGAAAUAUAUGCUACUACAUGGGGUCAGGAUAACAGCACUGACGCUAUUCGAGAUCUUACCAUUGGGUCAUAUACGAUGAGAACCGAAGCUUAUCGGGAUCGAGUGAAAUCUAUAGUAAGAACAGAUAGGCUUGUACCCGGUCGUAUGUCAACACAUGGUUACUGGGCACGGAAACCAUUUAGAAAACCAGUCAUAGAUGAAAGCUUUGCCACUUUAAAACAUUACAGAACCUGCAGGAAAGAAUGGCUAAGAAAAGGUGGAGACAAGUGUUAUAAAACAAUUGAGAAAAUUAAGGAUACAUCAAUGUUGCAAAUUGCUGCAAAUAUAAAGCAAAGGGUUUCUGAAGUAAAGCAUAAAUUAGGCAUUACAUAGACUUUAAAAUAUUAAUCUAUGUUACUUUGAAAUAAACUAAUUUUAAAUCGAU
Molecule: messenger RNA, 1652 nt
Organism: Mercenaria mercenaria
Lineage: Eukaryota; Metazoa; Mollusca; Bivalvia; Venerida; Veneridae
Exons: 6
Coding region: 191-1600 (469 amino acids)
Source: RefSeq, a predicted model, not a curated record